AAAGACGUUCGCAGUUCAUUCGAAAUUCAAAUCGUUUUCAAAAUGGCCGCUGGAAGGAUAUUGUUGUUUUUGGCAGUUUUGGUGUUGUUGGAAGUAACCCACAGUCAAUUAAUCGGCGGUUUCGGUGGCUACGGCGGCGGUAUUGGCAUCAUUGGCUUCGGUCGCCGGUAUGGAUAUGGCUAUGGCUAUCCCCGAUAUGGCUAUGGCUAUGGGGGCUAUAGGGGUUUCUACCCCCCUCCGCCGCCCCCACCGCCGUUCUUCGGAUAAAGUGCUGUAUAUUGUAGUGUAGAUUUAGUGAGGUAAAAUAAAAAUGACGGGAACGAGAA
Messenger RNA from Leguminivora glycinivorella, 326 nucleotides. Its product is annotated as shematrin-like protein 1. Bases 43 to 267 code for a protein of 74 amino acids. NCBI's taxonomy places the organism in Eukaryota, Metazoa, Arthropoda, Insecta, Lepidoptera, Tortricidae. The record is from RefSeq and is a predicted model, not a curated record. The transcript is spliced from 2 exons.